This is a messenger RNA of Cimex lectularius (bed bug), 649 nucleotides long. RefSeq lists its product as uncharacterized. NCBI's taxonomy places the organism in Eukaryota, Metazoa, Arthropoda, Insecta, Hemiptera, Cimicidae. Bases 28 to 639 code for a protein of 203 amino acids. The transcript has 5 exons. The record is from RefSeq and is a predicted model, not a curated record.
AAUAAGUCACUUUAUGUUUAUAUUAUAAUGUGGUUGACAGUUGUGUUUAAUUUAUUUGACUCAAAUGCUGACAAACUGUGGAUCCAUAGGGACAAAAGGUAUCUUCCUUUUCCUAUGGGUUCAGGCAAUAAGCUGCAAAUUAUUACAGGUUUUGGUAUACCGGUAGACCUCAAAGAUGACGAUGUCACAUUUGGCUUGAUUAUGAAGACAAAUUACGAACUGCCAACGAAUUCUGCGCAUUUCACCCGCCCUGAAGAGGCCUUUGGAAUCUCUGGCGACAAACAAUUGACAAGAUGGACAUUUUAUGACAUUGUGAGAAAUGCAUUAGAUAGGCUCUCCUUCGAUGGGCAAAACUGUUUGCUGAAAAGCAUUUGCCAGGCUGCUUUCACAGCUUUCGAAUACAAUGGCUUGUUUGGCGAAAUCCUCCAGAUACUAUUUGUACCUUCCACUACAUCAAAUGACAAUCGUAGACGAGAUGGUGAAUUGAGCGAAUACGAAAAAGCAGAAAUGGUAGGAAGAGAAGCAGCAGAUGACAGAAAGUGCGAUGAAAUAUUUCAAAACUGCUCUUUAAGCCUUAUGGAUCUAAUUACAACCCUCGAAACUGAUGUUUUGGAAAAUAUUGUGCUUAAGAUUGUAUAAAAAAUCUAAA